Molecule: messenger RNA, 2314 nt
Organism: Pristis pectinata (smalltooth sawfish)
Lineage: Eukaryota; Metazoa; Chordata; Chondrichthyes; Rhinopristiformes; Pristidae
Gene: foxa2
Product: forkhead box A2
Exons: 2
Coding region: 354-1532 (392 amino acids)
Biological process (GO): regulation of transcription by RNA polymerase II; cell differentiation; anatomical structure morphogenesis
Molecular function (GO): transcription factor binding; DNA-binding transcription factor activity, RNA polymerase II-specific; RNA polymerase II cis-regulatory region sequence-specific DNA binding
Source: RefSeq, a predicted model, not a curated record
UUCAACUUUUCUUUGCUUGGCGAUUAUAUUCCGUAUUAUUUACGGAAAGCCAGAUGUUGGGUUUCGUCUUGACUGUGCUCGGAUAUAUUAAUGAAAGUUUCUUAACAAUGCACCGGCUGUUGGGACUUUUUCUUUAUUUUUCUUUACCUGCCUCUGGGCUUUGCGAUGUACACUUUUUUUUUUGCUGAAAUCGUUGAUGUUAAAUUGAUGCCAUAAUAUAUCCAUCGUUUCUUUUGUUUUAAAACAAAACCUUCUGAUUAUUGGGGAGGUCGAGGUAGAAAUAGUAAAAUGGAUCGAUAUAAAUUUAACAAAAAGAACCGGGUUGUCAUGAGGGAUAUCCCUCAGUGAGCAACAUGAAUGCGGGGAUUGGAAUGAACGGCAUGAACACUUACAUGAGUAUGUCAGCAAUGGGUACCACAGCCAACAUGACAGCGGGAUCCAUGAACAUGUCUUAUGUGGGCACCGGCAUGAGCCCGGCAAUGACUGGCAUGUCUCCUGGAGCAGGGGCAAUGAAUGGCAUGGGAGCAGGGAUGACGGCCCUUAGCCCAAGCAUGAGCCCGAUGAGCGCUCAGGCCGGAUCUAUGAACGCCCUAACUUCCUACACUAACAUGAGCAUGAGUCCGAUAUAUGGUCAAUCCAACCUCAACAGAUCGAGGGACCCCAAGACCUACCGCCGCAGUUAUACCCACGCAAAACCUCCUUAUUCUUACAUCUCCCUCAUAACCAUGGCCAUCCAGCAAUCUCCCAGCAAGAUGUUGACCCUGAGUGAAAUCUACCAGUGGAUAAUGGAUCUCUUUCCUUUCUACCGUCAGAACCAGCAACGCUGGCAGAACUCCAUCCGUCACUCUCUAUCCUUCAACGAUUGCUUCCUCAAGGUGCCCAGGUCCCCGGACAAGCCAGGCAAAGGUUCUUUCUGGACCCUGCAUCCCGACUCUGGCAAUAUGUUCGAGAACGGUUGCUACCUCCGGAGGCAGAAGCGCUUCAAGUGCGAGAAGAAGCAAGCGCUGAAAAGCUCCCAGGACCCCAACAGGAAAACCUCGGAGGCGGGCUCCACCGGUAGCGGCAGCAGCAGCUCGGAGAGCAGCACCGGCAACGAGUCCCCACAUUCCAGCGGUUCUCCGGGAAGCGAGCAGAAGAGGUCCAUGGUGGAUCUGAAGCCGAGCUCGGCUCUCAGCCCUGAGCACACUCAUGCCAGCAACGCGGUGUCGCAAGCCCAGCAACACUUGAUGCACCACCAGCACCACUCGGUUCUGUCUCACAUCCCUUCGGAAGCCCAGGGUCACCUUAAACCAGAUCACCACUACUCAUUCAACCACCCGUUCUCAAUCAACAACUUAAUGUCUUCCGAGCAACAGCACCACAAAAUGGACUUGAAGGCUUACGAACAGGUGAUGCAUUAUUCUAAUUAUAACUCCCCAAUGUCCGCCAAUCUACCAAUGACCUCCAAAACGGUCUUAGAAUCCUCGGCUAUAGCGAGCGACACGUCUUACUACCAAGGUGUGUAUUCAAGACCUAUUAUGAACUCCUCUUAAAAAAAACUUUCCACGCACAUAAGGACUUUGCCAACUGUGUAUAUUUGUAAUAAUAAUUAAAAAAAAACGUUGUUUGUGGCCAAGCAUUCGAAAAAUAUUUUUGAUGUUUUCAACCUGUUAGAUGUCAAGUUGUUUAGCGAUUUUUAUUUUGGGAAGGGAGGGGGCAAGUUAGAUUGUAUUGUGCGGGGAGCACCGGUUUAAAUGUUUUGUUUUAAAUACAGAGGGGGUCGGAAUAAAGGCAACGUAUCCAUUAUAUUUCUGUGUACGGUUUUAAAUGCACCCUGCAACUUUCCAUUGAGGACCAAAACGAGCAAUCGUUUCCUUUUCAACAAAAAAAAUCAAGCCCUCGAAGGAACGUUGUUGCCAUUUUAACAAAAAAAAAUCUACGAGUAAUUUAUGGUUUGUGUAUGCUUUAUUUAUGGCUUGUAAACGUCUGUUUUGGUAGUGGACUACCGAAAUUUCAGAAUAUAUAUUCGAAAGAAGUGUUAAGUGUUAGAUGUACACAACUAAUUCUGUCAACUGCAGUGGUGAGACUUCUCGCUGACCCGUUAGCUCCCAUAAGCGAAAAGUUUUAAUUGUUCACAAAUUGUUGCACUUUUGGUAAUUUCAUAAAUUUGUCCAAAGCUCUCCGCAAUCCUGGGAGCCGGCGACUUCAUAAUUCCCAUUUUGCUACACGACCUGAAAGUGACUUAAUUUAUUGUUAAACUGUAGAUUUUAGUGCGGAGGAUUUUUUUUCUUUUGUUUUCCGUUGUAAGAAAUUAAAAAAAAACUUCUUUUCUCUU